AUGGACGUCACUCGGUUCGAUCACAUUCGCAACUACCAUAUCCGACAGAGACUAGACAUAGCUCCUAUAGCCGAGAGAAUGCGCGAAACUCGUUUCCGACGGUACGUUCACGUCCUACGGCGUGAAAACUACAGUCUCUGUAAGAUCGGCAUAGACCCAGAUGUAUCCGAAAAGCGACCAAGGAAACGACCGAAACAGCACUGGUUUGAUACAAUUCACAGUGACAUGAAGCUGGCUGCUCUCCACCCUGAUUAA
Necator americanus (New World hookworm) is the source of this 255-nucleotide messenger RNA. RefSeq lists its product as uncharacterized. The record is from RefSeq and is a predicted model, not a curated record. Lineage: Eukaryota; Metazoa; Nematoda; Chromadorea; Rhabditida; Ancylostomatidae. The transcript has a single exon. Bases 1 to 255 code for a protein of 84 amino acids.